GGAAUAGUUUUAUACUUAAUUGCACUCAAUUAACCAUCAAAAAGGUAAAUGCUAAGAAAAAAAGGAAUUGUUGCUAAAUAUCUAUAUGUAUAAUCAACGUCAGAUUAAAAAAACAAAAAAAGAGCCAUCACAGAUUAACAAGUCAACAAGUCAUUGCGUCAACGCACCACGCCCCUACCACCACCAGGAGCAGCCAUUAAAAUACCUUACAACAGCUCACAAUUCACACCAUAACUAACAAAUCAAGAAACCAGAAACCUGAACAAAUGUCUCUCUUCUAUCUCAUCUUUGCUCUUCUUCUCUGCACAAACCCUUUACCUUCUCUUCAACAAAACAACAGCCUCACUUCUUUUUCCUCAUCAAACACUUCAUGGCUCCCAAAUCAGAACCAGAUUCUCCUCUCCCCUAACUCAACCUUCGCUGCCGGUUUUCGCCCACUUCCCCGUUCUCCAAAUCUCUUCACUUUCUCUAUUUGGUACUACAAGUUGCCAGACAAAACCAUUGUUUGGUCAGCUAAUAAAGACUCCACUCCACUUUCUAGCAGCGCUUCUUUAGUCAUUUCCUCCACUGGCGAGCUCCGUUUAACUAAUGGUUCUUCAGGAACAAACCUGUGGCCUGGCAAUCAGACUACCGCAAACUCAAACUCUACUUCACUUUUUCUACAGGAAAUUGGAAAUCUCGUUUAUGGCAACUGGGACAGCUUUGAUUAUCCAACCCAUACCUUCUUGCCGACUCAGAACAUAACAGGACGUACUAAACUUGUCUCAAACAACGGUAAGUUUAGUUUUUCGGAUUCCAAAAACUUGGUCUUUGAUCUUGAUUCUGAAAUUUAUUAUACAGCCACUAGUCAAUUUUUACAACUAAGGACAGAUGGUAGUGUGGCUCAAGCAAAUGGCUUUUCAAUCAUUUCUGCUGAUUUUAAUCCUAAUCAGACUAGUGAUCCCAAGCUUCGGAGAUUGACUCUUGAUGAUGAUGGUGUUCUAAGAGUGUACAGUUCUGAUCAAAGUCAGGAUCAAUGGUUUAUUGUUUGGCAAGCAGUACAAGAGGUCUGUAAAGUUCAUGGGACUUGCGGGCCUAAUGCUAUCUGCAUGCCUGAGGACUCGAAUUCUAGAUCUUGUGCCUGUCCACCAGGAUUCAGGAAAAAUUCUACAAAUUCUGACGCCUGUGACAGGAAAAUUCCGCUUUCCGGUAACACAAAGUUUCUUCGGCUUGAUUAUGUCAAUUUCACUGGUGGGUUAGAUCAGUCGAGUUUGAGAGUCGGGAAUCUCUCAGUUUGUCAAUCACGUUGUUUGAACGACCGGAAAUGUCAAGGUUUUAUGUUCAAGUAUGACGGCCAAGGGUACUGUGUGCUUCAGCUUGAAAAGAUGCCAUAUGGUUAUUGGUCUCCAGGCACAGAAACUGCAUUCUUUUUGCGUGUGGAUAUUAAGGAAUCAGAUGAGUCUAAUUUCACUGGCAUGACCAGUGUGCUAGAGACAACAUGCCCUGUUCGAAUCAGCCUUCCUUUCCCACCUGAAGAAUCCAAUACUACAACAAGAAACAUUGCAAUUAUAUGCACAUUAUUUGCCGCCGAAUUGAUUUCUGGGAUUUUGUUCUUUUGGGCAUUUCUAAAGAAGUAUAUCAAGUAUAGAGACAUGGCUAGGACUUUAGGCCUGGAAUUCCUCCCCGCAGGAGGGCCUAAGAGGUUCACGUAUGCGGAACUCAAAGUUGCAACAAAUGACUUCUCUAAUGCUAAUGCUAUUGGGAAAGGUGGAUUUGGUGACGUUUAUAGAGGAGAGCUGACCGAUAAGCGCAUUGUUGCAGUCAAGUGCUUGAAAAAUGUCACUGGUGGUGAUGCUGAGUUCUGGGCAGAGGUUACUAUUAUAGCCAGGAUGCACCAUCUCAAUUUGGUCAGAUUAUGGGGCUUUUGUGCUGAGAAAGGGCAAAGGAUUUUAGUUUACGAGUAUGUGCCUAAUGGUUCCCUUGAUAAGUACCUUUUUCCUGCGGGUCAACUUGCAUCAUCAGGAUCUGAGAUGGAAAUGGGUCCGCUGGCUAUUGACGGGCCGAAACCCAUACUUGAUUGGGGAAUCCGAUACCGGAUUGCACUUGGUGUGGCAAGAGCAAUUGCAUACUUGCAUGAGGAGUGUUUGGAGUGGGUUUUGCAUUGCGAUAUCAAACCUGAAAAUAUACUUUUGGGCGAUGAUUUUUGUCCAAAAAUAUCGGAUUUUGGGUUAGCCAAGUUGAGGAAAAAAGAAGACAUGGUAAGUAUGUCUCGGAUCCGGGGCACUCGCGGGUACAUGGCGCCAGAAUGGGUCAAGAUGGAUCCUAUUACUCCGAAAGCCGAUGUGUACAGUUUCGGAAUGGUGUUGUUAGAAAUUGUCACAGGGUCGAGAAAUUUUGAGAUGCAAGGUUCUAUAAUGGACAGUGAAGACUGGUACUUCCCUAGGUGGGCAUUUGACAAGGUGUUCAAGGAAAUGAAGGUAGAUGACAUUUUGGACCGUAAAAUUAAGCAUUGCUAUGAUGCUAGACUGCAUUUUGACAUGGUGGAUCGUAUGGUGAAGACUGCAAUGUGGUGCCUUCAAGAUCGGCCGGAGGCCAGGCCGUCCAUGGGGAAGGUUGCCAAGAUGUUGGAAGGCACUGUGGAGAUGACUGAACCAAAGAAGCCUACCAUCUUCUUCUUAGGGGAUGAAUAAAUAACUUGUCUAAGCUUCAUGUUUGUCACUUUCAUUUUGUGUUUCUUGUGCUUUCAUGUCUUUUUUGUUUGUGUAUGUACAUCAUUAGGACGAUAAGGGAAAGGGUAAAAGGCUUUUUUACUGCUCCUUUUAUUUGUCAAAUAAAGCCAAAGUUAAAAUCUAAAAAUUUAUUAGUUGUUUA
Messenger RNA from Ricinus communis (castor bean), 2850 nucleotides. RefSeq names its product G-type lectin S-receptor-like serine/threonine-protein kinase At5g24080. NCBI's taxonomy places the organism in Eukaryota, Viridiplantae, Streptophyta, Magnoliopsida, Malpighiales, Euphorbiaceae. Gene Ontology annotation, molecular function: ATP binding; protein serine/threonine kinase activity. Bases 267 to 2669 code for a protein of 800 amino acids. Gene Ontology annotation, biological process: protein phosphorylation; recognition of pollen. The transcript has a single exon. The record is from RefSeq and is a predicted model, not a curated record.